UUCUUCUUGCAGGUUCUGUCGCUUGUGGCAUUACCGAUUCAGUGGUUUCACAGUCUUUCCUUCUAUUCAUAUUUUGAGAAAGAGGCGCCAUUACCCAUACCCAUACACACAACGAGAGAAAAAUGUCCGAUCAAAUGGUGAAGUUCAGUGUUCUGUGCAGUAUGUUCAAUUGGAUGCAACGAAGCAAGUCAUCAGCACAGAAGCGUUCCAAGUUUCGUAAAUUCCUCGACAAUUUCUGCAAGCCAGGGUACUACUUCAGUGCUAUUCGAUUAAUUCUUCCGUCUCUCGAUCGAGAGAGGGGGACAUACGGCUUGAAGGAGUCUGUGCUCGCGACUUGUCUCAUUGACGCAAUCGGAAUGUCGAGGGAUUCGGAAGAUGCUCUUCGCCUCAUGAAUUGGCGCAAGGGAGGAGCGAAAACUGGUGCCAAUGCCGGCAACUUUGCGCUUGUCGCUGCUGAGGUUUUACAGCGCAGGCAAGGGAUGGCUUCUGGAGGACUAACAAUCAAGGAAUUGAAUGAUCUGCUUGAUCGACUGGCUUCAAGUGAAAAUAGGGCAGAAAAGACAAAUAUUCUUUCUGAUCUCAUCACAAAAACCAAUGCACAGGAAAUGAAGUGGAUUAUAAUGAUCAUUCUUAAAGAUCUCAAGCUGGGAAUUAGUGAAAAGAGCAUUUUCCAUGAAUUUCAUCCAGAUGCUGAAGACUUGUUUAAUGUCACUUGUGACUUGAAGUUAGUUUGUGAAAAGUUGAGGGAUCGAAGUCAGCGGCACAAACGACAGGACAUAGAAGUUGGAAAAGCUGUGCGUCCUCAACUUGCUAUGAGAGUUGCUGAUGCCAAUGCUGCAUGGAAGAAGCUGCAUGGAAAGGAAAUGGUCGUUGAGUGCAAAUUUGAUGGAGAUCGAAUCCAAAUUCAUAAGAAUGGCACAGAGAUACACUUUUUCUCACGGAACUUUCUUGAUCAUUCUGAAUAUAGACAUGCAAUGUCAACUAUUAUUAUAGAAAAUAUCCUGGUUGGCAGGUGUAUACUUGAUGGAGAAAUGUUGGUUUGGGACACAUCUACCAAUCGUUUUGCAGAGUUUGGCUCAAAUCAAGAAAUAGCAAAGGGAGCAAGGGAAGGACUAGACAGUGAUCGACAGUUAUGCUAUGUUGCAUUUGAUAUUCUUUAUGUUGGAGACACUAGUGUCAUCCAUCAGAGUUUGAAGGAACGACAUGAGCUUCUACGGAAAGUUGUAAGGCCUUUGAAGGGUCGUUUGGAAAUAUUAUUGCCUAACGGUGGUCUUGAUGCUCAUCAUCCUUUAGGGGAUCCAUGUUGGUCUCUUACUGCAAGUAGUGUGGAAGACAUUGAAAGGUUUUUCAAGGAAACUAUUGAAAACAGAGACGAAGGAAUUGUGCUGAAAGACCUUGGUUCUAAAUGGGAACCUAGUGAUCGAAGUGGAAAGUGGCUAAAGUUGAAACCGGAUUACAUACAUCCUAGUUCUGAUAUGGACAUUCUGAUCAUAGGAGGGUACUAUGGAUCUGGACGUCGAGGAGGAGAGGUAGCUCAAUUUUUGAUGGGCCUUGCGCAGCGUUCUGCCCCCAAUGUAUAUCCUAGACGGUUUGUUUCAUUUUGCAGAGUCGGAACUGGACUCUCCGAUGAAGAGCUUGACACUCUUGUUAACAAAUUGAAGCCCUACUUCAGGAGGAAUGAGUACCCAAAGAAGGCACCACCAAGCUUUUAUGAUGUAACACAUAAUUCAAAGGAGAGACCAGAUGUUUGGAUUGACAGCCCUGAAAAGUCGGUCAUACUCUCCAUUAGUAGCGAUAUCCGAACGAUCAGGUCAGAGGUAUUUGCUGCACCCUACAGUUUGAGGUUUCCUCGUAUUGACCGGGUGAGAUAUGACAAGCCUUGGCAUGAGUGCCUUGAUGUGCAGUAUUUUGUCGACUUGGUUCACUCAAGUAAUGGCAACACACAUAGGGGGACAGAUUAUGGAGCCCCAAAAGAUGAUAAACCAAAAAGAGUAAAAUCCUCGACUAGGGGAGGGAGAAAGCACAUCUCUGUUGUCCCUUCUCAUUUUAUUCAGACUGAUACCUCCAGGGUUAAGGAAACAACCUUCAUAUUUGCAAACAUGGUGUUUUACUUUGUCAAUGUGCCUCCAAUGCACUCUUUAGAUUUCUUUCACAAAAUGGUGGCUGAGAAUGGAGGUUCUUUCUCAAUGAAUCUGAAUGAUAUUGUUACUCACUGUAUUGCUGCUGAACAGAAAGGGAUCAAAUAUCAGGCAGCUAAGCUUCGUAGUGAUAUUAUUCAUUACUCAUGGAUUUUGGAUUGUUGCUCACAAAAGCGUCUCCUGCAUCUACAGCCAAAGUACUACCUUUUUCUCUCGGAUUCUUCAAAGAAAAUGUUACUGGAAGAAGUUGAUGAAUUCUCCGACUCUUACUAUUGGGAUCUUCAUGUUUCGGACCUUAAACAGCUCUUCAGAAACAUAGAAAGAUCAGGGGACCCCAAAAGUGUGGACUAUUAUAAGAAGAAGUACUGCCCAAUGGAGAAAUGGUGUCGGUUUCAGGGAAUUUGCAUUUAUUUCUGGCGUCCAUUACUCUCUAUAAGUAAAGAGUGGGAAGUCUUGCUGGAGCUUGCGGUGCGGAGGUUGAGGCUUGAAAUCUCUAUACGAGGUGGUGAAGUCACUGACAGUCUUUCACAUGCUACUCAUUUGGUAGUCCUUUCAGAACUAGGUUCUUGUGUGGACUUCGAUACCAUAUUCAAGAGUUUCUCAGCACCAGAUGAACAUCUUGUGAGGAACAAGCGGUUGCAUGUUGUGGAGUAUCAGUGGUUAGAGGAUUCCUUGGAAAAGGACCAAAAGUUGCAAGAGGAGAAAUAUAGUUUAAAGCCCAGUGGAUUCGAUAACUUACUUAUUGAUCGGAGCAAAAAUGACCCCGAAGUUCUUCAGGAGCUGGUCAAUGCUGAAACCAAAAACAUAGUUUCUGAAAGGGUUGAGGGAUGGAGUAGAGGCAGACAUACUCCGGAGAGUCAGAGAAUUUCAGCAUUCACUGAGAAGGAUGAAAAACAGAGAAGGGGCAGACCUAGGCGCAUAAACACAAAGAGAGGAGGAGCAUGUUCAAGACGAGUGCAGAGAACACGAGCAAGGCUUGGAAAUAGACGGGCAAAAAUAGAUGAGUAUGAAUCAGAUAGCUCUGCUUCCUCACGUGAGCCCAUGACUAAGGAAGACUUGGGAGCAGCAAGGGAGCCUGAUGAUGUUCAUAGAAUAGGCUCAGAAAACAUGGAAAGCCAAGUGAGUGAAAGACCUGAAGGUUCUGAGACAUCACACAGAGGUGAUGUAGCCAAAGAGGGGGCUGCUGAAGCUGCUAGAAGGAAACAAUUGUUUGAUAAAGCUCAUAUGAUUGACUUUGGUGGUUCUGGUGAUGGUGAGAAGAUCGAAGGGUCAGGUAACUCGUGUAUAGCCAGAGAAGACGGGAAAGACAACUUGGGAAAGUUAGAAAUGAUGAUAGAUCCAGUUCAAUCUAUGCUACUAAACAUGAUUCCAAGUCUUGGGAUGACACAAGUUGAGAAUACAAAUUCUGGUCUCCAAGAAACAAAUUCUGUUCAAGAGGAGAAACCACGGGUGGAUUCUGAUGCAGAGCCUGUAAAGAAGAAAAAGAAGGUCAGCUACAAGGAUGUUGCUGGUGAUUUACUCAAGGAUUGGUAAAAUCUCAUUAUCUUGCUUUAUCGAGUUGUUUUGUUUUUGUUUGCAUUAAAAUGUUUCGUUAACCAAAUGAAAGUGUUAGCAAUGGUGUUUCUACUAAAUAAACCAAGAUUUUUCAGAGUUACCCAUGACA
This is a messenger RNA of Macadamia integrifolia, 3801 nucleotides long. Its product is annotated as DNA ligase 4. The record is from RefSeq and is a predicted model, not a curated record. Gene Ontology annotation, molecular function: DNA ligase (ATP) activity; DNA binding; ATP binding. The transcript has 27 exons. The coding region runs from base 123 to 3671 and encodes 1182 amino acids. NCBI's taxonomy places the organism in Eukaryota, Viridiplantae, Streptophyta, Magnoliopsida, Proteales, Proteaceae. Gene Ontology annotation, biological process: nucleotide-excision repair, DNA gap filling; double-strand break repair via nonhomologous end joining; DNA recombination. Gene Ontology annotation, cellular component: DNA ligase IV complex.